CUUGUGAUAUGUCUUCUGAAUGGUAGAAAGGAUUCCAUUUAUUGCGCCUCCGGGCAAGGAGCUAAUUUUAUUGUCCAAUUCUUAUCUUGUGCCGAUAAGGUUUCACGAUCUUUUCAUGAGUGUCAUAUCCCAGCACAUGUACAAGUCCGCACGUUCAAAAGGGGUCCCAACGAAUUGUAGGUUAUUCCGAAUUCAGUUCUCUCAGAUCCGCGACCUGAGGUAUGCUUUGGUGAAGAUCAACCCCACGAAGGGCCUUGCUAGCUUGUUUUCCCGGCCCGAUCCGAAGACUCGGCCCUCUGAUCUAUUCGGCCAUGGUUCGUGGGAGUUACGUGCUUUUCUGCCGCUAUUGCCCCUCAACCUCCUUCGGACUCUAAUGAUGGGUGCUCUCACUCUGCCUGUCUAUCAGAAAGUACCAUACGUAUUCAGGCAAUUUGCCAGCAGAGUCCCUGUAAACGAGCUGAUGGCAGUUCCGUGGUUGCCACUUUAUACUAUUUCUCUGGUUGGUUUCCCUGGAAGGUGUUUGAUACUUGUCGAUGUCAUCACUUUCCGAAAGGGUUUGCACCUCAUAUUCUCAACAAACGUCUCCUGCAUAUGUUCCCCAUUAUCUGCCAACAUGCCUGUUUCUGAGAAUGCCGUAAUUAAGUAUGUAUGAAAUAGGCUCCUCCUGAGUCUGGAGAGCUCCGAAUCAAGGUAUCCAAAGCGUGAACUCGAUAUCUCAAUCGAGUGUGUGGUGCUCGGGACGAAUUCCCUACUCUGCAAUGAGGCCUAAAU
This is a messenger RNA of Colletotrichum acutatum, 771 nucleotides long. RefSeq lists its product as uncharacterized. Bases 20 to 652 code for a protein of 210 amino acids. The record is from RefSeq and is a predicted model, not a curated record. NCBI's taxonomy places the organism in Eukaryota, Fungi, Ascomycota, Sordariomycetes, Glomerellales, Glomerellaceae. The transcript is spliced from 2 exons.